UGGAAGGUGAGGGCGCUCCUUCCAGCACGCGGACAGUUUUUACGGACUGUCUGACCCCCUCAUCAACGAGCCACUUCCUCUUUUGUCUAAUUUCAUGGCGAUCGGGAGAGAGGGAACACCACCGACGCACGCACACUGUCUCGGCACUCCUGAAAGAGUUUAUUCGGGUGUAAUCUAAGUUGUCAACCUGAUUGGCACACCGGACGUUGUUCUGCAGGUGAUACUAAGUGGACUUAAUAAAAGGGGCCCCACUAGUUCUUGGAUCUGUUUUUUGCUGUCCCAGGUUAAGACUACUUGGUCUAUGGCUCUGAUGGACAAACACAAACAGGUCAAGCGACAGAGACUUGACCGCAUCUGUGAGGGUAUCCGACCCCCUAUCCUGAAUGGGCCGAUGCACCCGCGGCCUCUGGUGGCUCUGCUGGACGGGCGCGACUGCACUGUGGAAAUGCCUAUCCUCAAAGAUGUGGCCACUGUGGCUUUCUGUGAUGCCCAAUCCACACAAGAGAUUCACGAGAAGGUGUUAAAUGAAGCCGUGGCUGCUCUUCUGUACCACACCAUUACCUUAUCCAGGGAUGACUUGGAAAAAUUUAAAGGCCUACGAGUAAUUGUCAGAAUUGGCUCUGGCUUUGACAAUGUUGACGUUAAAGCAGCUGCUGAUCUGGGUAUUGCUGUCUGUAAUGUGCCAGCAGCCUCGGUGGAGGAGACAGCCGACACGUCGCUAUGUCUGAUUCUCAACCUGUACAGGCGAGUCACCUGGAUGCACCAAGCCCUAAGAGAGGGAACCCGGGCCUCUAGUGUGGAGCAGAUCAGAGAGGUGGCUGGUGGUGCUGCUCGAAUCCGGGGUGAAACGCUGGGCAUCAUCGGUCUUGGGCGUGUUGGGCAAGCUGUAGCACUACGAGCCAAGGCCUUUGGGUUUGGAGUAAUCUUUUAUGACCCCUACCUGCCCGAUGGUGUGGAGCGUUCUCUGGGCCUGCAGCGAAUGGCCACCCUGCAGGACCUGCUCAUCCACUCUGACUGUGUAUCCCUGCACUGCAGCCUCAAUGAGCACAACCACCAUCUCAUUAAUGACUUCACCAUCAAGCAGAUGCGCCAAGGAGCCUUUCUGGUAAACACAUCAAGAGGCGGUCUGGUUGAUGAGAAAGCACUGGCUCAAGCCCUGAAAGAGGGCCGGAUACGAGGGGCUGCCCUGGAUGUCCACGAGACAGAACCUUUCAGUUUUUCAACAGGCCCCCUGAAGGAUGCUCCCAACCUGAUCUGUACCCCACAUACAUCUUGGUACAGCGAGCAGGCCUCAGUGGAGGCUCGUGAAGAAGCAGCUAGAGAAGUGCGUCGGGCCAUCACAGGCCGUAUUCCAGACAUUCUGAAGAAUUGUGUUAAUAAGGAGUAUCUGAUGGCAGCCUCUCAAUGGUCCAGCAUGGAGGCAGCAGCCGUUCACCCAGAACUUAAUGGAGCCACCUACAGAUUUCCUCCAGGUCUGAUCAAUGUUGCAGCAGCGGGAGGGCUCCCAGGAACUGGUGCAGGAGUUGAAAGCCUGGUUUCAGGAACCCUGGCGCAUGGCAUCACCCCCAUCUCCCACCCCCCUCACGCCCCGUCCCCAGGGCAGCCCACUAAGGCUGAAGCUGACAGAGACAUCCCCUCUGACCAAUAGCCCCUCCCCCACGCCGCCGCCAGCACAUUCCGUUAUCUCUGGAAACCAAACCCCUCUCCCAGGAUCAGACAUAACCCAACAGCCCCAGUUUGACCUGACAUUUCUCUGAUCACACAACCAGCCCAGGAGCUAACAUCAUCCUACCCACAUCCCUCCAUCCUCAUCUCACUCAACAUCGCUCCUUCCUUCACCCCCCCACUAAGUCAGCAAUAACUGUGUUCUCAAGGAUUCAAUGAUUGGAUUGGAGUAGUUCCUUAGUUGGCUGUUGUUUUAAUGGAAAGUUGAUCUUUUGUGGUUCUAGGUGUUCAUAUGUUUUUGUUUUAAAAGGAAAAAAAAGGCUUUUCUGUCAUGAGGCUUUAGCUUCCUGCCUUCAGCAGGCCUCUGCUGGCUUUGACCUCUAGAGGAAUAAGGACAGGAAGGUUGAAGCCCCACUUUGUACAUUAAUGGCUCAUGUUACUGCUCUCUUCUUCUUCUGUUCUCCUUUUUUUUCUCCCUCUCUCUCCUUCUCAACUCUUACAAUUGAGGAAAAUAUUUUCUGAAGUAAACCUGAUAAGGUCUUGUCCAGCUCAUCAUCAUCUAGGUGUUCUUCAGCCUACUUGCCCUCAUCUUGCCCCCAGUACUGUUUUUGGGUUGCUCAGCAGAGGCAUCAGUGUGGAGCUCUCUAACUGUGAAAGUAUAUUAUUUGCUCAGCUCAUACUCGAGCUUUAAACCUUUUUCCAGAGUGAUACCUGAAAUUUGUCAACUUUUACUGCUGUGAUUUUCCAGUUUUAAAGACAGUUGUCUCUAUUUACACAUGCUUUGUCCCCGCCCCCAUCUUGCCCUUAUGGAUUAUUUUGUCAUGAGACGACAACUAAAAACAUUGUAUCAGAGAGCAUCUUGGCAUUAACAUCCCCUGCCAGCAGCCAGAGAGCUGCUUGUGCGUUUUUGUGCUCUCACUGCCCAAACAACCAAAUGCAGCAGCGUACCAGCAGAGGGCGCCAUCUGUCUGGCUGCUAGUAGAUGAUGGAGACACAGACAGAUGGACGGUUACAGGUUAGCUUCAGUGAUGGGAGAACAUGACUCACUGCCGCCAUUCAGAACAAAAGGAGGUGACCCAGGUAUUGACUAACAUUUUAUUUAAGAUCUCACCACCACACUGCACCCACCCUCCCAUCCCUUCCAUCUGUCAUGGCCCAUCCCUCUCUGGGUUGUAUGCAUCCACCAAUUCCUUCAGGUGUGAGGGGACAGCAUGGAUUAGAUUCCUUGUAGGAGCAAGGGGACAGUGUUCCUGCAUGCUGGCUCAUUAAAGACAGUGGUGCGUGUGUGUGUGUGUGUGUAUGCGCGUGCGCACCCUCCCUCACUGUUGUGAUAAGAAGCUGUUGUCGAUCCAAAGGAAUUGUCCCUAGGAGUAACUCUUAAAAACGCUGUUGCCCUGGUGUCAAGGGAACACCUUUCUAGUACCUCAGUAACAGAUAUUGAAUGUACCGUGCAUACCCUUAUAUAUUUUUUUUUUUGUACAGACUUUCUAGAUACGUCUAUACUGUCCUUUACUAAAAGGGUUGUGAAAUUGUAGCAGUAACGAGACAAUUAAAAAGAACAACGCCCCAUUAGAUAAUUUGACCAAAUCUUUAAAGGUUCAGUAAGGUCGCGGAAUACUCAGGCUUCAAAACCAACACGUAUCUCUUUGCCUUUACUUCUUGAUUUCCUCAUUAUGAGAAAAUUCAGCACAAUUUUCCAUUUUUAGACUUCAGACUGUAAAAGUGCUUCAACCUGAAUCUUACUGGCUGAUGAAAAAUGAAAAAAAAAAAUUAUAUAAACAAAAAACAAAACAAAAGUUGGUCAUCGUGGUCUGCUAGUUUUAUUUUGUAGAACGGUAGUACUAGAGGCUGUUUUUGUUUUUCAUUUUAUCUCCAUUUAUUGUCAAGCUGCUCUAUCUAUAGUGCAUGUGAGGUCAUUUUUAAGGGGACGUAUGAUUGACCCCCACCCCAUCUCCUCCUACCCCAGCCCCGCUUACCCCAGCCAAGUGUUUUCAGCCCGAGUUGCCAUUUUUGUCGUGGUCAGUUUCCAGUGAUGUACAGUUUUUUCCCACUCAGAGUCUAAGAGAGACAUGGAGCAUGUCUGUGUCCUGAAAUGGUAGGCUCCUCUGUCAUUUGAUGAGUAUAUAUUUUUAAAAAGAAUAACCCCCAUAGUUUGGAUUAUGAGCUUAAUGGUAAUCUUAAAUUUUGCUGUUGAUGAUGAUUAUAUAUAUUUUUCAGUUCAGCAGUGCACUGUUAUGAAAACCAUUUUGUUUUAUUGUAGGACUUAGUUUCUAAUGGAUAUGCUGUUGGUGUUCUACAUGUUGUACUGAAACAUUUCGGAGAAAACGAGCUCCCCCACCUUCUUACUACUACUUUUUCUUUCAUUCUUUCUUAGUCUUAUCCUAUUUGUUGUCUCCGGCUUCUUAUAUCCUGUGGGCCUUACUUCUCUCUGUUACAGUAGCUGUUAUCGUCGCCAUGGAACCACUCACUGCCUUAAUACAGUUGACCACAACAGGUGAAGUCAGGAGACACACCCAGCCGAGAAAGAAGGGGCCAUGAUUAAGGCCUCUCCACUAAAAAAAAAAAAAGCUCCUCUCACCCCCCCACCCCCCAAAGGCCAGCGUCUACUGCACCUUGCAUUUCUUUUUCAGUGGUGAACCACAUUUAGCCUUUUGUGAAGCGUUUUAGCUCAUUCUACAGUCAUAAAUCCAGUGUGAAUUCUUACUGUGCAUCAAUAUGACUUUUUUUUUUUUCUUUUUUUUCUUGGUGUUUUAAUUGUUCAACCAGCCUGGCAAUAUGUGUAACAGACAUACACAUUAUGUACAUUUAGCAACGCAGCAACCGAUGUUUUAUUAUUGGGUGUGAGACUUCCCAGCCGCCAUCACCACUCUGGGGCUCUUAAAGCGUGUUUCUCAGCGUUAACCAAGCCUCAUUGUGGCCUGUAAAAAACAAAAAAAAAAAAGGGGGGGGGGGGUGGGCGCAGAGGACGUCAAUGUGGUCUGUCGACACAAAAGAAAAAAAGCCGAAAAUUGUGUUGAGAGUUGGUCACUUUUUCUCUCUCUCAGGGUUCAAAUGCACACAUAUCCUCCAGCCGUCGCCGCCCCGUCUCGUGUUCCUCAUCCCAGGUUUCCUCCGUCAGAAUGUAGAACCGCCUCCUGCGUUUUUUAGAAACUCCUCCGUAGUGCACACGUCUGAACUGUUUCUUCUUUUCUUUUGGCACUGAUAUCUAACCAUCUAACAUGGAAUGAAUGAAUGAAUGAAAGUGACUGUGUGUGAUGUUAAAAUUGGGAAAUGUAUUUUUACAACAUGUGAACAUUUUUU
Melanotaenia boesemani (Boeseman's rainbowfish) is the source of this 4965-nucleotide messenger RNA. RefSeq names its product C-terminal binding protein 1. The record is from RefSeq and is a predicted model, not a curated record. The transcript has 11 exons. Gene Ontology annotation, molecular function: NAD binding; transcription corepressor activity; oxidoreductase activity, acting on the CH-OH group of donors, NAD or NADP as acceptor. Lineage: Eukaryota; Metazoa; Chordata; Actinopteri; Atheriniformes; Melanotaeniidae. The coding region runs from base 302 to 1648 and encodes 448 amino acids.